Messenger RNA from Drosophila willistoni, 2984 nucleotides. RefSeq lists its product as uncharacterized. The record is from RefSeq and is a predicted model, not a curated record. Bases 121 to 2454 code for a protein of 777 amino acids. The transcript is spliced from 9 exons. Lineage: Eukaryota; Metazoa; Arthropoda; Insecta; Diptera; Drosophilidae.
AUUUGCAUUGGGGCAUAGGUGCCAGCCAGCCAGCAGCGGGUUAGCGGGUUGUGUUUAGGCCACAAAAAACAAAGGGGUGAGGCUGCCGGCUGGGGGGUACUACCCAGUACUACUCCGAAAAUGACGACUACACCAAAAUGGUACUGCCGCAACAAAUCCCAGCCGAUGCACACGUUCGCGGAAAUCGGUAAAUUGGGCCUGGAACUGCGUCGCAUAACCAAACGUAUUGUGAUCGAUGUGAAUUCGUCUAUAUUCAGCGAGCAUGAUACCAUUUUGGAAGAGUGUGAACGUGUGGUCGAACAAUACUGGAACCUCAAGGAUGAAACGAAAAAUGCCGAUUUUCAAUCCCUGUCGAAGAAAAUCAAGAGGAGUCCCUACAAUCAGUUGCUGAUGCGUAAAUUUAAUCUCCUGAUGGAAUUGAAUGAUCGUCGCUUUUGUCAGCUCACCUUUGUCCUUAAGCAGACGUUGAGUCACCUGCUACGCAAAUCGAUGCAAUCGGAGAUGUGGCUAAAUUGGGCUCUACACAUCACCCAACUAUAUAACAAGUGCCGCAAAGUGGAGCAGAUUUCACAACUGCCGCCAGUUAUGGAGCCCACUCAGCGGGAUGAGGAGGAGGCUGUGGAUGAACCAAAGUUAAGUGGCAAGCGCAAAGAAGAGAUGCAUGCCAAUGUCUGUAGUAAUAUGUAUCCAGCAUUGCUUAUGUCCAUAAAACCCAUCGAUUUCGGUUACGUACUCCAAUUGGUAUCACAGACUCGAGUGGAGCAAAAUGCUUUGGAUUUGGUAUUCGGUCUAUUCAAUAUGGGGGAACAGGAUGCCUGGAGAGAGCAACAAAAUCUAGAAUCCACAUCAUCUAGUCUCGAAAUAUUACGCACUCUCAAUAUAUCGUUUGCUGCUGGCGAUUAUCAAUCGUAUUGUGAGUCGGCACAGGAUUAUAAUGCAAUGGUCGUCACGGACACAAGCCAGGGUCAAGGUCAAGGUCAGGGUCAGGAACAGCAGAGUUUACGCUGCAAGCAUACGGAAAGUUUUUUACAAAAAGAACGUUUGUUCAUUGCCCAACUAAUAGCCAAGGCCUUGGAGAUAUGUCCAACGAUUUUUGAUAAUGGCAAGGGCGGACCAGUUGACAUGAAUGCCUAUAUUGUACGUGGAAUGCGUCUAUUGUGGUCCUAUGUGGGCAUCAUUUUGGAUCACAUAUUGCUCUGGUGGAUCGAUACUCCCAUGUCCUGUUACAAUAUCAACCACAUUGACUCCAUACGCAGUUGGCUAUAUCAUCAGAGUGUGAAUGAUAUUCCGGAGCCUGUUUUCUCUACAUUACGUGGCAUAGGUGAAAUUUUAACUGGUUUUGUCUGCAACAAUAUUUGGGAUCAAUUAUUUCGCCUGACUUUGAUAUCAUCAACUAGUUCCAAGCGUCUCGUUGAUCAAGUUGUGGAACAAUAUCGAGAUUGUCCAAAGAAUGAAUUUGGCACAUUUACUGGCACCGUUUGGAUAAGCAUCUUUUCGAAUUUAGUUAAUCUCAGCAAUCAAUAUUUCUCCAACAUUGAGGUUCAUAAUAAUUCCAGUUUAUUGCCAGUGGCUGAACAAAUUCCCAUACUCCAUCGAUUGGAUCAUUCUGUGCAUUCGAUGCGUUUGUGGGUUACCGAACAGGCCAAGUUUUUGUGCUGCGAAUGGAAAAUGGAUCGUUUCUUUCAGAUAAUGGAGCACGAUGUGAAAUUAUGCCUUAAUGUCUUUAUUACCUUUAAACUGCCCAAACUCACUGCCGAUCUAAGUGAUAUACUAAUGCUUGUGUGUGUAGCUUUACGCACCAAGCUCAUCUUUGAGGUGAAUGCCAAUAUAGACAAGUUAAAGAAAACCACCGACGAGUGUGUUCAGAUCUUGUCCGCUGUCUGCCGUGUGCUCAGCUUAGCCAAUUUUACGUUGUGCUUUCCGGCCGCCAGUUUUUGGCAACGCGAAGUCUACAACAACGAUGAGAAGAGCCUGUAUGUGGGCUAUGUCCUGGACGAGAUCUUUCUGCCCACCAUACGUGCCACCAAUGAUAUAGUCAUACUCAAGCUAAUCCUAAAGCUUAUUUGCGAGGCCUGGUUGGAUUUUAUCUAUCAGAAGCGUAUCCGUUUCAGCGUUAACGGAGCUGUGCGAUUGCUCAAUGAUUUUGAUGAUGUGAGGGAAUGGAUAUUGAGCUGCACCCAGCUGGAUGAGCAGCAGCUGGACAAACUAAGCAAUCAUGAAGUGUUGCGUAUGUGUAAGGGUGUGGGUAAGAUAUUACUGCGUAAGCCGGAGGAUAUCAUCUCCAUUAGUCAGUCACCCAAGUUCGACAAGAAGUCACAAGAUGCCGCUGCUCAGGAUACUCAACUGCCAUCGGAGAUGUUUGUUUCGAAUCAACAGCAUUGGUUGCAGCUACGGGCCAGCGGUGGAUCUGGUUUUCCAUUUUUGAAACUCUGCUGCGGCGAUGCCAUAAUGUAAUUUUGUUGCUAGAUCCAUGUAGAUGGGAUAGAAAUGUUUAUUGUGUAGCUAAAAUGCUUUACAGAGAUGAAAGUUCUAAAUUUAUGUAUGUAUAUGUAUGGUUAGAGUUCUUGAGUCCUGUGUACGUUCCUAGCCUCCUCUUAGGCAGGGACUUUGCGACUUAUAAUCUUGACUAGCUCAUCGACACGUUCGCUUUUGCCGGCAAAUUGUUUUGGAUGCGGGCCAAUCAUUUGAAUGAUCAUAGGAACGUCAGCGGAUACCUAGAAAAAAUAAGUAAAUAAUUGAAAGAAAUGUGUCAAUCAUUUGACAGCUGUCAAAAAAAAGCAAACAAUAUAGGUCAACACGAACCUCUACAAAACGGGCCAAGGCUUUUAGUGAGCGAAAGAUUUGAUCUUCAUUUGGGCUGCUCUGGAAGAACUGUAGAAUAGCCAUGGCUAGUUCCACGGCAAUGUCAUCAAAGACCUGCAAGAGAGAAAUGUUCCAAAAUUAAAAAUAAAAGCAAUAAAACUGCCUUGAGGCUUUUAACCUUA